Messenger RNA from Acanthopagrus latus (yellowfin seabream), 5462 nucleotides. It is a transcript of the gene dcph1, whose product is annotated as acidic residue methyltransferase 1. Lineage: Eukaryota; Metazoa; Chordata; Actinopteri; Spariformes; Sparidae. The record is from RefSeq and is a predicted model, not a curated record. The coding region runs from base 2050 to 3936 and encodes 628 amino acids. Gene Ontology annotation, biological process: steroid hormone receptor signaling pathway; regulation of DNA-templated transcription; DNA damage response. Gene Ontology annotation, molecular function: nuclear estrogen receptor activity; steroid binding; zinc ion binding. Gene Ontology annotation, cellular component: cytoplasm; nucleus. The transcript has 12 exons.
AAAAAAAAAAAAAAAAGGAGGGGGGAGCGGUUGGGUUUUAACGUUAAUUUCCCGCACUGUGUAACCGCCUGCGAGUGAGAUCAGCCACCGCGCUGCCCGCUUCUUUUAUGACAGCCGACCUGUCAUUACAGAGUUGCACUUCAGCCUCAGGACUGGGAGUCCACAGAAGGACCAGACUAAGCAAGUUGUACCUCUUUCAGAAAAGCAGAGAAAAGGGUGGAUAGUCUGUUGGUAAAAGGAGAAGGGGCGACAGAAGACAUGGGAGGGGUAGGAAAAUGCCAAAGAAGCAGGGCCUGAGGACUUUAGUGUCUCUGUGCUGUGGACACACAAGAACCUAGAUCUGACUCUGUGGACAACUUCAGUGAAACUGCAGAAACUGUGGGGGUGCAGUGUGUUUCACAAACAAACAAUGACUGAGAGCAGUUAGAGCAACAGUACAUGUUAAUGACAGCAGAACAAAAGCAUCUUUACACUUCUGAGCAGCUCACAGCAGGGGUUUAUUUAAAGAAGCAGAUACAGCACUGUUUAUCCAUUAAUCAAUCAAUACCUUUCUAUCAACAUAUUUUUUUAUAUAGCUCUCCACCAUUUGGAGGGAAAAAAAUAUGUGUUAAUCUUUCUGCUGUUUCUUUUUCUCAGGGAAGCUUAGUCAAAAGAGAGCUGACUGGACUUUCACAUGACUGCCCUGUCACUGGUUUCCACUUAAAUUGAUUUUUACUGCAAUAAUGCAUUUUCAAACCCAAACCAGCCCAGUCUGCGUGAAACUGCUCAAAACGUGGAGGGAAAAAAAGAACAGUGACAUUUGCGUGUGAUUUGGCCACGUCAGCACGAUUUCAAGGGACUUAACGCACAAAACAUUUAGCAACUCGAAUGAAAAUAGUCCGUAAAAGCCCGCUGUUGCAUGAGAGGACCGUGUGGUGAGCUGCAACACCUGUUUAAACAGGGCCUUUCACGUUAACUGCCGCCCUCCCCCUCCCCCGUUCAUGGCCUGUUUUGAAACCGGAGUGGUGAGUCACUCUUCUCUCGGUUUAGAAAAACAGAUCCGGCCAGGCUGGGGCCCCGGCGGGGGGAUGGGAGGCCGGCGGUGAUGAACACCGGAGGUGGACGCAGCUGGACUCCCACUCCCAAGGACCCCACAUCCUGACAACGGCCCGCCGUGUUCCCAUAGUGACCGGGGGCGAUCUGAGAGAAACACCGCCAGAAUUAAUUGAUAUGCGUAUUUUUCCAGCCCAGUAAUCGUAGCUGCAGCCAAUCAAUUGGUCAUGUUCUCCCCCCCAAAAAAGAAAAGAGUAGCAACAGAGGAGAGGCCGUCCCGGUUCCCAACUCCUAAAUGCACCGUAGACCUUAUGUGAUUACUUUUGCCUAUGCUCAGUAUGUGGUGGGCCUGGCUUGAAGCGUGUUCAAUCCUUUUUAUUUUAGGACUGAACAUUGGAGUGGAGACUGAAGAACCACACACACAAAAAAAACAUCCUUUAAAAGACAGAUUGUUUUCUGUUGAUACUGGAUUCUCUUGUUAAAGGUUAAAUCAGAUGGGCCAUUUUGUCAAGGUAUUUUUCAAACCAAAACAUAUUUAAUCCAAGAGUAUUUUAACAUAGUAAAUCCUUGGCAGUAGCACACUGUGCACACCAAAUGCAGGCCCACAUGUUCAUGUAAGUAUUAAAUCAGGGUUUCGGUUCAGCCUCACCACACAGACGCUUUCUCCUACCAAAAAUCAUACACCGCCCCUCCUCCUUUUCCCGCCAAAAAGCCUCGGGGGUUCGAAUUCUGCCCUUUUCUGAUAGGGCGAAUCGAUGUAUCCAUGACAACCGUUGCUCCGGACGACAAGGGAUGCUCGAGGUGCUGCGCAACAACUGACUGCCAUGCGCAUUGCGGCAGCGCGUACCACUCUCAUCCUGACUCAUGACUCAGACUCGUUUGAAGCCCUGUAGAGCUGCAAUGUGGCUCAGAUGAUGUUGGAGAGUCAGAGAGAUGAGAGAGGCAGAGCGAGAGAGAGAGAGAGAGAGAAGACUCAAUCAGUCCCCCAGCGUUGCACGGCAGACAUGAGGAUGAUUCAUGUGUAAGAGGCAGAGCCCGACACAGAGCAGCAGGCAGCCCUGUGGACCAGUAGUCAGACCCAGGAUCAGCCCAGUCUUCUCAGAGCUGGAGACCAUCUCCCCGCAGCGUCCCUCGCCUCCACUGCGUGCCCCCCUCGCCGACAUGUACCCCGAAGACAGCCGGGUGUCUGGAGGGGUUGCCACUGUGGACUUCCUGGAAGGGACGUACGACUAUGCCGCCCCCACCCCUGCCCCGACUCCUCUUUAUAGCCACUCCACCCCUGGCUACUACUCCGCUCCUCUGGAUGCACACGGACCACCCUCAGAUGGGAGCCUUCAGUCCCUGGGCAGCGGGCCCAACAGUCCUCUAGUGUUUGUGCCCUCCAGCCCCCAUCUCAGCCCCUUCAUGCACCCGCCCACCCACCACUAUCUGGAAACCACCUCGACACCCAUCUACAGGUCCAGUGUCCCAUCCAGUCAGCAUUCAGCUUCAAGAGAGGACCAGUGUGGCACCAGUGACGACUCAUAUAGUGUGGGGGAGUCGGGGGCUGGAGCGGGAGCCGCUGGGUUUGAGAUGGCCAAAGAGAUGCGUUUCUGUGCCGUGUGCAGCGAUUAUGCCUCUGGGUACCAUUACGGGGUGUGGUCCUGCGAGGGCUGCAAGGCCUUCUUUAAGAGGAGCAUACAGGGUCACAAUGACUAUAUGUGCCCAGCAACCAAUCAGUGUACUAUUGACAGGAAUCGGAGGAAGAGCUGCCAGGCUUGCCGUCUUAGGAAGUGUUACGAAGUGGGCAUGAUGAAAGGAGGUGUGCGCAAAGACCGUGGGCGUGUUCUGCGGCGUGACAAGCGACGGACUGGCACCGGUGACAGGGACAAGGCCUCUAAGGGUCAGGAGCACAGAACAGCGCCCCCUCAGGACAGGAGGAAACACAUCAGCAGCAGUGCUGCUGGUGGAGGAGGAAAGCCAUCAGUGAUCAGCAUGCCUCCUGACCAGGUGCUCCUCCUGCUCCAGGGUGCAGAGCCCCCAAUGCUGUGCUCCCGUCAGAAGGUGAACCGACCCUAUACUGAGGUCACCGUGAUGACCCUGCUCACCAGCAUGGCUGAUAAGGAGCUGGUCCACAUGAUCGCAUGGGCCAAGAAGCUUCCAGGUUUCCUACAGCUGUCCCUCCACGACCAGGUGCAGCUGCUGGAGAGCUCGUGGCUGGAGGUGCUGAUGAUCGGGCUCAUCUGGAGGUCCAUCCACUGCCCCGGCAAGCUCAUCUUCGCACAGGACCUCAUACUGGACAGGAGCGAAGGCGACUGUGUCGAAGGCAUGGCGGAGAUCUUCGACAUGCUGCUUGCCACCGCCUCCCGUUUCCGCAUGCUCAAACUCAAACCUGAGGAGUUUGUCUGCCUCAAAGCUAUCGUCCUGCUCAACUCUGGUGCCUUCUCUUUCUGCACUGGCACAAUGGAACCCCUCCAUGACGGUGCUGCAGUGCAGAACAUGCUCGACACCAUCACUGACGCUCUCAUACAUCACAUCAACCAAUCCGGAUGCACGGCUCAGCAGCAGUCGAGGCGGCAGGCGCAGCUGCUCCUCCUGCUCUCCCACAUCAGACACAUGAGCAACAAAGGCAUGGAGCAUCUCUACAGCAUGAAGUGCAAGAACAAGGUGCCUCUGUACGACCUGCUGCUGGAGAUGCUGGAUGCUCACCGCGUCCACCGCCCCGACAGACCAGCUGAGACCUGGUCCCAGGCUGACAGAGAGCCUCCCUUCACUUCCAGAAACGGCAGCGGCGGCGGCGGUGGUGGUGGUGGCUCCUCGUCAGCUGGCUCCACUUCAGGACCACGGGUCAGCCUUGAGAGCCCCACAGGUCCCGGCGUCCUGCAGUACGGAGGGUCCCGCUCCGAGUGCACCCACAUCCUAUGAAACCUACAGAAUGAAAACUAAAGGUUGUAUAUGAAUUCAUUUGAAGAGAUAAUUAUUUAUGAAUUAUGUGAUUUUUGUAGUUGUAGCUGUUUAGGGAGACAUUUUUCCUUUGCACUACUCCGGUUCAUGACAAUACGAGCUUCAGCGCAGUUAAUAUUCUGUGCAGCCUUUCAGAAAAUCUGUGAUUUCAAGCUUUACAGUACAGCUUCUUAUUUCCAGGUGUUAGUAUAUAUUGUGGCACUCUGUCAGCUACAGUGAUCGGAAAUAACGAGCAGCUAAUUUGUGUUUUUGCUUCAACCAAAGUGCACUUCCUCUUGGGUUUAAGGGGCUCUUGGGCAUUAUUUUUACUUCUAAAUAUAACGAUGAUAAAACUUGUUAAAAUUGAUGUUUGAGGACUGACUGCCAUGUAUUUUUAACUCGAUAAACUUGGUGAAAAGAUAGUUAAUUAAUGAGAUUAUGAAAUGAAGAGCAUCAAGGAUUUAUCUGUUGAAUUAUGAGUAACUACAAAUUGCACAAUCAAAUCCAAGAACACUGCUUAUCGGUGAAGGAAGCCAAGCUUUAAUGUUGGGUAACUUCAGCCUGUCUUUAGCUUUUUGUGUGUAGUCAGUUUAUUCUUCAUGCUUACCUGCACCAAAGGUUUUUUUUAAUUUGUUACAUCAUAAUUGUGUGUGUGUGAGUAUCAGAGAGACUGUCAAAGCUAUGACUGGUUACUUUUCAUCCACUCAUUCAGUGAUUUCAUGUUGACUUUGGCUGGAUUUACACACCUCCAAAACCCUAAUUUGUCAUAGUGCACAUGCACAUAUGCUGUUGUUUUUAUUUCUCUUGAACUACACCAAAUUUGAUACAGUUCUUCAGUAAAUCUGAACAUGAGUUGGUGUUUUCUUUAUUAGCUGCUAACUUGCUAGUGUCAAAGUUUGGUUUAUAAAAUAAAAAAAGUUUAAAAAACAAAAAACAAAAAAAAAACCAUUGACCAUUGUUGUAAAAACAAAAAUAUUGAAUCUGAAUCCAUUGCUAAAAAUCUAAAAUGUUGUUCCUUUAAUUGGGGUAUUGUGAUAUAACAAUUUUGACAAUAAUUGCGAUAUCAAGAAGUUGUUGUGACUACAAACAAAAAAGAAAAGCAUACGAUCUUCAAGGUGUGUUCAGAUAGAAGCAGAGCAAAUGUUUGUUUUUGGCCAACAUCUUAUUCUUUGGGAACAUUUGAAAUGUUUAUUCUAAUUCUUUGUCAUAAAAAAAAGACAAUCAUAAAAUAACAAUAAACCAGAUUAGAGAUUCAUCCGCGUGCCUUAGGUUAAGAUUACUAAGCCUAGCUCACUAUGAUCAGAAGAUGCUGAUUUUAAUUGAAGCCACUUGUUCCUUUUUUGAUGCUAUUGUAUCUGCACAUGGCUCACGCACAACAGAUUUAGAGCAGGUCAAAAAAUUGGAAUAACUUUUUUGAAGCAGAAAACUUUCAUCUUGAACUCGGGUAAAGAUACAACAGUUGGCUGACAUGUAGUGUUUGCAGGCAUUUAUGUUGACAGAAUAUAAAC